Periconia digitata is the source of this 735-nucleotide messenger RNA. The record is from the annotation of a GenBank genome assembly. NCBI's taxonomy places the organism in Eukaryota, Fungi, Ascomycota, Dothideomycetes, Pleosporales, Periconiaceae.
AUGACAGUUCCAACGUUUGAGACCACCUUUGCGGUGCCCAUGACAUGCGAAAGCUGCGUCCAAGACAUCAAAGGUUCACUGCAACAAUUGAGUGGUAUACAAAAGGUCACAGCGAAUCUGAAGGAUCAGCUGGUUUCCAUAGAAGGCACAGCCGCUCCGUCAAGCAUUGUAGAAGCAAUACAAGCCACCGGCCGCGAUGCCAUCCUCCGUGGCAGCGGUAAUUCAAACAGCGCUGCGGUAUGCAUACUAGAGUCACAUGCACCGCACGUGGAAGACAAGGUGCGGGGGCUGGCGCGCAUGGUCCAAGUUGGCCCUAAUCUCACAGUCAUCGACCUUACUAUCCGAGGGCUGUCUCCUGGAACAUACCAUGCCACAGUACGAGAGAGAGGAGAUAUCUCGGAGGGUCCCGAAUCAACGGGUGGCAUCUGGGAGGCCGUAAAAGCCAAACAGGAGGGCAAACCGUGUCGCGGAGUGUUUGGGACCGUAGAGGUCAGCAAAGGCGGCAUGGGGGCUGUCUUCUUGGACAAGCCCAUCCAAAUCUGGGAGAUGAUCGGCCGCAGCAUUGUGAUUGCAAAACAGCAAGAUGGGAAGCUGGACAAGAACGAUGCAGAUACGCUGGUGGGCGUGAUAGCCAGAAGCGCUGGUGUGUGGGAAAACGACAAAACGGUCUGUUCAUGUUCAGGAAAGACGGUCUGGGAGGAGCGGCAAGAGCAAGUCAAAGGCGGGAUGCUGUGA